Messenger RNA from Fonsecaea nubica, 1260 nucleotides. RefSeq lists its product as hypothetical. Lineage: Eukaryota; Fungi; Ascomycota; Eurotiomycetes; Chaetothyriales; Herpotrichiellaceae. The transcript has a single exon. The coding region runs from base 1 to 1260 and encodes 419 amino acids. The record is from RefSeq and is a predicted model, not a curated record. Gene Ontology annotation, cellular component: membrane. Gene Ontology annotation, molecular function: metal ion transmembrane transporter activity. Gene Ontology annotation, biological process: transmembrane transport; zinc ion transport.
AUGGACGGGUUGUUCACUUUGCUCAGCCUGUGCAUUGUCAUGGCUGUGGCAUCUUUCCUUGCAGGCAUCUUGCCACUCUCAUUGGGCCUCUCACAACCAAAACUACGCUUCAUAUCAACAAUCGGUAUGGGUGUACUAGUUGGUACGUCACUGGUUGUCAUUAUCCCUGAAGGGGUGGAGACUCUUUACAGUGCCUCUGAAGUCGGACACGCGCAUGCGCAACUCAAAAGGCAUGUACAUGCGCGCGAGAUAGACAUUCGAUGGAGCCAGUCUGUUGCAGCUCAACCGCUUCACGAGAUCCGAGCGCGAGAACCUGCCGAUUUGAGUCCCUUCGAUGUUCCCGGCCCUGUCCUUCCGUCCGAUCUGGAUCUGGAGGCGCCACCACGUACUCCUACAAAACCUGGGGUGGUUGGUGUCAUGAAUGUUGACGGAAAGGGAGAAACGCAGGCCGACAAAGACUAUAGCAGCGGGGAAGAGGAGGAGGAAGAGGUACAUAAGGAAUCUCACCAUGCAUGGAUCGGAGUUGCGUUGUUGGCUGGAUUCAUGCUCAUGUACUUGGUUGACAAAGUACCACAAUACAGUCAACCGGCAAAACAAAAGUCGAGGACACAUCAUAUUGCCUUGAACAAUCUGGGCCGCAGAUUCAACUUCACUACAUCUUUGGAUCGCGACGAAGAAUCGGACUCCUUCAUAGACUCGACUGAAGGGCGCCACGUCCAGCAACGGAGCUUCGCAACUACCAUAGGUCUGGUUAUUCAUGCAGCUGCUGAUGGAAUAGCCCUGGGAGCAUCUUCAACUGCAACGACAUCUGGACUGAGCUUUGUGAUAUUCUUUGCGAUCAUGAUUCACAAGGCACCAGCGGCGUUUGGGCUGACGUCCGUCCUUGUCAAGCAGGGGCUGUCCAAGAGAACAGCCCGAGGGCAUCUGAUCCUCUUUAGUCUGGCUGCACCAACUGGAGCGAUCUUUACGUGGUUGCUUGCCCACCUACUUGGCGGUGGCCAGAGUCAAAGUGCACAGACUACCAGGUGGUGGACGGGGAUGCUGUUGCUGUUCUCUGCAGGGACGUUUCUUUACGUGGCCAUGCAUGCGAUGCAAGAGAGCUCUGGCUCGCUCCAUGAGGGGAUGAAUGGAAACGCAAAUGGCUACAUUGAUGGGCGGGAAAGCACGCCGAGUGAGCCCAAGCCGUCUUGGAAAGAUCUUGGAGCAGCUUGCUUCGGAAUGAUUCUGCCAUUGUUUUUACAGGUUGGGCAUGCUCAUUGA